GGUGGUAUACGCGGUGGUGGUGCUGGAUCAAUAUCCUAGCAAUUCCAAAACUACUUUAUAUUAACGGCUGUACUUGGCCAUGCUUCCGAAGGGAAAAAACAGUUCACCUGAUUACUUUCGAGCGAAGGUACUGUACUCUAUCACGGAAUACACCAAAGCCUCGAGUAUAUGGCAUUUCGUCACACUGUUUUUCUUUCUGAUCUAGCACAAAAAAAUCUUCAGCCCGACAGAUGGGGAACGGACAACUUCAUGAGUUUUCACCGAGGCUUCGUGGUGCGUGGCUUUCGUUCGUGACAAUUGUCCCCGAGAAUCGACGGCCAUCAUGGAAAAUCGUCGAGUACAUAAGGGAGGCUUCGGAGACGAGUUUUGAGCUUCUUCAUCCAGUCCAGCAAGCCAGCUUCCAGCACUGCAUUGAACAUCACUCACUACAUCCGCCGGAAAACUAGCAGCAUCAUGAAGUUUACAAUCCUCGGAUGGGCCUUGGUUGGUCUGUCGCAGCUCAUCUCGGCUGCCCCUUCUACCAUUAGCAAGCGCCAGUCCGCCGAGGCCGCGAGCGUCGGAUAUGCCACCUUGAACGGAGGCACCACUGGAGGAAUCGGUGGUACCGUCACCACAGUCACCACUCUGGCUGCCCUGACUGCUGCCGUCGCCGGUGACGCCAAAAAGAUCGUUCUCAUCAGCGGAACCAUCACUGGCGCUGCCCGUGUCGACAUUGGUUCCAACACCAGUCUUCUCGGAAAGAACUCCGCCGCCGCUCUGGUCGGAAUCGGACUCAGAGUCUACAAGGAGAGCAACGUCAUCAUCCGCAACAUCAAGGUCUCCAAGGUUCUCGCCGGCACCGGUGAUGCUAUCGGUCUUCAGCUCGCCACCAACGUCUGGGUCGACCACGUUGAGCUCUUCUCCGACAUGGACCACGACAAGGACUACUACGACGGUCUUCUGGACAUCACCCACGCUUGCGACUGGAUCACCGUCUCCUACUGCUACUUCCACGACCACUGGAAGGCCUCGCUCGUCGGCCACUCCGACAGCAACGGCGACGAGGACACCGGCCACUUGACCGUCACCUACAAGCACAACUACUGGAAGAACAUCAACUCGCGCACUCCGUCGUUCCGCUUCGGUACCGGCCAUGUGUACAACAACUACUUCCUGAGCGUCAACGACGGCAUCAACACCCGCCAGGGUGCACAGCUCCUUGUCCAGAACAACGUGUUCGAGGACACCAGCGACCCCCUCUACUCCACCGACGACGGCUACGCCGUUGCCACCGGAAACGACUUUGGCAUUGGCGCCAACGAGGCCCUCGCCGGCACCCUCACCACCGUGCCUUAUUCGUACAGUCUCGGCUCUACCAGCACCACCAAGGCGUACGUCAUUGCCAACGCUGGUAACAGCUUGACCAUUGGUUAAAUGCUUAGCCCGCUGCCGUCGGGG
This is a messenger RNA of Tricharina praecox, 1437 nucleotides long. RefSeq names its product putative pectate lyase. Gene Ontology annotation, molecular function: pectate lyase activity. The transcript has 6 exons. Lineage: Eukaryota; Fungi; Ascomycota; Pezizomycetes; Pezizales; Pyronemataceae. Bases 454 to 1413 code for a protein of 319 amino acids. The record is from RefSeq and is a predicted model, not a curated record.